Molecule: messenger RNA, 1488 nt
Organism: Contarinia nasturtii (swede midge)
Lineage: Eukaryota; Metazoa; Arthropoda; Insecta; Diptera; Cecidomyiidae
Exons: 5
Coding region: 24-1235 (403 amino acids)
Molecular function (GO): lipase activity
Source: RefSeq, a predicted model, not a curated record
AGAUAUAAAUUAACACCAUUCGCAUGUGUCUACAUUGGCUAAAGUUUGGCAACGCUAGUGCGAACACGUUGACUUUUUUUGACGAAUUUUAUCAGUCUUUUGAAAGUAAAAUAGAAUCAAAAGAAAAAAUGUUAUUUUUCUUAUACACAAUCAUUUUCGCUCUAUUUUUGAAUGAGUACAAUGCUGCACCUGGUGUUAAAAAGCUUUUUCGUUCGGUAGAGAAAUCGGGAUUAAGUAAAGGAAAAUCAACCGAAAACUUGAAUGUCGAUGAUUUGAAAUUUGCCAACUUUCCAAUAACUUUCGCUUGUGUAACCGAUGAAGAACUAAUUGGAUUUCAUAAGGUUGUUGUUAAUGAUAGUGUGAUUCCGUCAACUUUACUUGAACGCUUAGAUAAUGGAAGGGGCUUAUCGUUAUUCUUUCACGGAGCUAUCAAUCAUGUCACUACUAAAUAUGGUCUUAUGUACCAUUUUGCAAAAGAAUGGUUCACCGAAUCUGGUAGCAAUAUUUGUAUCGUAUCCUAUAACUUUGACAUGGAACCCGUGUCAGGAUGUAAUCCAGCGCUAGUUGCGCAGCACGAUGAGGCAAUAAAGCGACUUGGGUAUGUUGCAAAAUUGGGUCGUGACUUGAUAACAGGCAUUCAAGAUACAUGUUGGGAUAGUGAAGAUGGUGGCAAAUGUCUAAAUAUCCAUGAGGUGGAUAUAAUCGGUUUUAAUUUUGGUGCCCAUGUUGCCGCUCAAACUUGUGAAUUUUUAAAACAAAAAAUGAAUCAAAAAGUCAGAAUGUUAUUGGCUUUGGAUCCAUCAAGAACUGCUCCCAUUAUGAUUGAACCAAAAGUGGCAAUAAAAAAAGGAAUCGCCCAUUAUGUUCAAGUGAUACAUACAACAGUUGAAGGAAGAAAUGGGGAAGUUUUUGAGAAAAGCGGAGACGUGGACAUCUAUUUAAAAUAUAAACCAGGCCAACCAUUGACUGAUGGUUUAGAUUUUUACGUUCAUAUGGCCACGGCAACCAAACGACUUUAUAUGCUGGCCAGUGAAAAGGGGAGUGGAACGAUAAUUAAGAGAAGAGGAAGACAACCAUUUCCCGAACCAAAAUCAAAUGAAUGUGUUGUCGGUGUAUAUAGUGCUUUGAAUCCGAAAAAAACCGGAAAAAGAUACGUCAUUUCCGUUGCAAAUCGGAUCGGCAUGUUAAAAACAGAACUUGGUAGUUAUGCCGAAAGCACAAUACUUUUUGAAUAAGACGGCUCUGAAUAAUCUGCGUGAUCCAUUCGGUUCCAUCAGAAGAAGAUCAUUUGUAUAAUAGCGAUCGAAGUGUGUUUGAUCAAAACCUUAAACCUUUUGGUGAAAACGUUCCAAAAUCAUUUUGCAUGUGCACUGCAAAAUUGGUUUCAAUGGCUGUUUUAUACAAUAUAAAUUAUUAUCAUUAUAUCUUUUUCAUUUCAGAAAAAUUUAUUAUAAAAAUACCAAUAAAAGACAUUUUUAAUGGAAUUUA